Equus caballus (horse) is the source of this 1253-nucleotide messenger RNA. It is a transcript of the gene HNMT, whose product is annotated as histamine N-methyltransferase. Gene Ontology annotation, molecular function: N-methyltransferase activity. The record is from RefSeq and is a predicted model, not a curated record. Lineage: Eukaryota; Metazoa; Chordata; Mammalia; Perissodactyla; Equidae.
UCUUCCACAGAAAGCAGCAAAUAUGGCAUCUUCCAUGAGGAGCUUGUUUUCUGACCACAGCAGAUACGUUGAUUGUUUUCGGAAGUUUCUCGACAAUUCCACGGAACACCAGUGCAUGCAGGAAUUCAUGGACAAGAAGCUGCCAGGCAUAAUAGCAAGGAUUGGAGACAAAAAGUCAGAAAUUAAGAUUCUAAGCAUUGGCGGAGGUGCAGGUGAAAUUGAUCUUCAAAUUCUCUCCAAAGUGCAGGCUCAAUAUCCAGGAGUUCAUAUCAACAAUGAAGUUGUUGAACCAAGUGCUGAACAAAUUGCCAAGUACAAAGAGCUUGUAGCCAAGACAUCAAACCUCGAGAACAUAAAGUUUGCUUGGCAUAAGGAGACAUCAUCUGAAUAUCAAAAUAGAAUGAUGGAGAAAAAAGAACUUCAGGAGUGGGACUUUAUUCAUAUGAUUCAGAUGCUAUAUUAUGUAAAAGACAUCCCAGCUACUCUGAAAUUCUUCCAUAGUCUCUUAGCUACCAAUGCUAAGAUCCUCAUUAUUAUUGUGUCAGGAACCAGUGGCUGGAGAAAGCUAUGGAAAAAGUACGGACCGCGCUUGCCCCGGGAUGACCUCUGCCUAUAUGUCACAUCUGUUGACCUCACUCAAAUGCUGGACAAGUUGGGGAUUAAGUAUGAAUGUUACGACCUUCUGUCCACCAUGGACAUAUCUGACUGCUUUAUUGAUGGCAAUGAAAAUGGAGACCUGCUUUUGGAUUUUUUGACAGAAACCUGCAACUUUAAUUCAACAGCACCACCUGAUCUCAAGGCAGAAAUUAUGAAAGAUCUGCAAGAACCUGAAUUCAGUAUAAAGAAAGAGGGAAAGGUUCUUUUUAAUAAUAACCUGAGUUUCAUAGUGGUUGAGGCAUAAAUAUCAUGAGAGUGUCUUCAAAAAUUAUAUUUUGAACAUGUUCAUCAUUCACUUAUUUCUGUAUUAAAAUUACAAAUAUAUCUCAUAACAUAAAUAAAGCAUUGUCUCUUUCAUGUAAAACCUAGAAAAUUCCAAGACAUUCUUGGAGUUCCAUGUAGAAUCAUAUGACUGCUGGUCUUAUCCCCAUCCUUUCUCCAGGUAAAGAGACAGCUUGCAGGCUAAAUACUGCGUCAGCUGGAAAAAUGAGACAACUAAGUUUCACUGGCUUAUUGACAAUAAAAUCCUUUCCAUUUGUUGAUAGUACUGGAAUUUCCCAGAAUACUAAUAAAGUGUAUGCUAUGAAUUCUUUAAA